Ziziphus jujuba (common jujube) is the source of this 1017-nucleotide messenger RNA. RefSeq lists its product as uncharacterized. The record is from RefSeq and is a predicted model, not a curated record. Lineage: Eukaryota; Viridiplantae; Streptophyta; Magnoliopsida; Rosales; Rhamnaceae. Bases 20 to 757 code for a protein of 245 amino acids. The transcript has 3 exons.
UACCGAUGAGGAGAAGACUAUGGAUUACUGGCGAACAAUAGCAGUUAACAUACAUGAAGUUUGCUACACGUCACCUCCACUUGUAGCACCAAUAGCCACUGUUGGCGCUAAAGAUGCAUCCAAAGCUGAGGAGCAUUCUAGUGGCCCUCUAGAUGCUAAUUUCAGGCUUGCUUGCUUAGAGGCAAAAUUUGAUGAAUUAAAUAAAGAGAUGGCAUCGUUAAGGAAGAUGCUUAGUUCUGUUAUUGACCAACAAAAGCAUCAGGCCGAACAUCAUAUGUGCAGCCAUUCAUCGUCAUCUUCGGUUCGACCAUCAUCCCCCGUGGCACCGUCAUUUGGAGAGCAAGCCGAAGAAUUUGAUGCACCCAUAGACGGUUCCAAUGGUAGGAAGGAGGAUGAUGAUUGUACUACACCGUUUGAGCCUAUUGUACCUGGAGGACCCUAUGUGGAGGAUUCCUGGGCUUUGGUGCCAUAUCGGCCUUUGCAUUUCAGGUGGGAUAUCGGUGCUUCAGCUGACAGUCCACAUCAUGACCAUCAGCUGAGAUUGAGGUGGAAGAUUGGACGCAUAACGUUGGUGAUACAAGCCGAUUCGGUAGAGUUUACCACCAGUCACAUCACGUCAUCUCUACUUACACCGACCCGUGUAAAAAGAAGGUCAAAUUUAAUCUUAAUCGACAUAUUGAUGCAUCGAAGGAGAGGGCGUUCGAUGAGUGGUAUAGGGUGGCACCGAAGGAAGCAACCGUGUGUACAUCUUAUAUGACAGUGGGAAAGAAAUUUUUUGCUGAGCUACUUACUUUUGAAGGAUGGUUAAAUUCCGAUGUCAGUUAUAUGCUUUAUGUUCAUGUAAAAUCAUUGUGUUCCUACGUUUGGAAUGAUGUUUUAUUUAUCACCUUGCACUUGUUAUUUACUUCCUUUAAUGUGGUUUUGUAGCAUAUUGACACUAUUUUGUAUUUCAUACGAAAAAGGCGGUUUGAGAAUGAGAAGAUGUUCACCCACACCUAUUCCAUAUUAGACGUGUUA